Molecule: messenger RNA, 1537 nt
Organism: Sinocyclocheilus rhinocerous
Lineage: Eukaryota; Metazoa; Chordata; Actinopteri; Cypriniformes; Cyprinidae
Exons: 3
Coding region: 189-1181 (330 amino acids)
Molecular function (GO): DNA binding
Source: RefSeq, a predicted model, not a curated record
AUAAAAGCUGUACUGUCUCCUCCUGUCCUGUGAAGGGUGCUAGAGUCACUUCAGCUAGCACAGCAACCUAAUGUGCUGGGGGUUUGAUUUUAAAGGGGGAACUUUCACGCGCUUGUCUGUGUUGUUAUCGGUACCUGUAUUGUCUGUAUUUAUCGAUUAAAUUCAGCGACCUGAAAUAAAGUAGAACAAUGACUAAACUGGAUCGUCUGAACACUUUCAUGACCGAGCGCUUGAUGGCUGCUGUGAAGGAGAUCAUCUUCACAGUCGGCAGAACGGUUCGGGAGUAUGAGGAGGAAACGGAGCGAAUCCGGAGCGAAAACAAGCGAUUGAAAGAAAUGUUGCGAGACUCUGGGUGCUUCAGCGAAGAAACAAAUGCCGCUCCUGUGCAGUCUUAUCAGCUCGUCUCCCCUGGGCAGCCCGGAUGGAUCUGCAGCCAGAAUGAGGAGCCAGAACCUUUUGAAGAGAUCCAGCAGGACCAAAGCCAGAGGCUUGGUGAACAACAUCCCUUCAUAAAACCGGAAAAGCCUGAGUACUCUGUCGAUGCUUACAGGGAGUCUGUAGCUUUGCCAUCAAAAGCCAGCAUCAACAACGAAGGCUCACACGUGUGUGCCGAUCACACCGACACAAAUCCUAUUGAGGAUGAAAUGACAAACUGUCAUUUCCCAUCUAAAAUCAAAGUUGAAUUCAUGAACUCCAGCUUGUGUUCAGGCGAUGCAAUGGGAAGCACUGAAGAUGCAUAUCAGAGCUGGUCGCCACACAGUCCAGAUUUGCCUUUAGGGGCUUCAGACAUCUACAGAGCACAGCAUCCAAACCAGCCAAUAUGCGCUAACAGCGAAGCUCCUGCCACAGUAUCUCAGCAUAGCAGUUCAUCUCAUGAUGCCAAUCACGUUUCAUAUCACAACAUAUUAUGUACAAACAGGGCCUACUGUAGCAGUAAAUGCUGUGAAAUGCAAAAGAGGACAAUAGCCAAAUCAAGCCCUGUAUGGAAGUAUUUCUCUCUAAAAGAUGGAGACUGUAGCAAAGCAGUGUGCCUUAUGUGUAGGGCCGUCAUAUCUCGUGGUCGCAAAGAAUACACAACGUCGGCUCUUCUAAAGCACCUUCGGAUGAAACAUGGAAAUGCGCUAAUCUUUGGCAGUGCUAAGAAGAGACGAAUGAAAGAAAUUACGAGAAAGACUGUGUGAAAACCACUCUUGAGUCAGUAUGGACACUGGCUAUUGUGCAUCAUGGCCAACCUUUAAGUGUUUUCAAACAAAUUGUUUCAUCAAAACCUACAUCAUAUGGAGUGGGUUGAGAUAGAGAAGUCAGAAAUGUAAGCUUACAAGAAGUCAUCUAAGCUAUUUGGUUAUGGUUACAGAGAAAGAGUUGGGGAAAAAUGUCACAAUCUUUAGCCUGUAAGUAACUGGUGAAUGAAUUUCAUCAUCGUCAACAAAAUAACAGGAUGUACAUACUAGCUAGGACAAGAUUAAUCUCAAAUAAAAGUAAUAAAAAUAAAUAGAUUUAAGAAUUGUACAGACUUUUAAAGAAUAUUUUACCACCC